AACGAAGCGGUUGAAGCUGUGCUUUUAAAAUAAAAACAAACCCCGCUGGCCUUUUGCCUUUUUUUAUUAGCCAUAUAAUUCACAUAUAAUGCUGCAUAUAUUUUAAAUAAACGACACUCGCCGUCGCGACAGACUGAAUGAACUGCGAUGAGGGGGAAAGUUAAAACUGAAAUGUAAAUUCAUCGAACCUGGGCUGGUCGUUACAGCUGGGGACAUGCUGGCAUGGCCUUUUAAUGUGAGACGAAGUGCACCAUCAUGGAUGACUCGGAUCAGGAUUUUGUAGAUCUCUGCUCAAAGCUGUUGAGACGAGUCCGUAAGAAACCAGGUGAGUCCAGACAGCCGAGGAAGGCAGAGCGUCAGCCCUCCAGCCAGGCAAGCGAUGGAGACAAGAGGAGGAGAAAUCACAGAAGAGAUGGUGACUCUGGGUCCCAGCCUGUUUGUACUGGUGCACAGGAGCGUGUGCUCUGUGGGGAGACUGGACAUGAUUCAGGAGAUGCUGAGUCGUCAUCAGGUGUGCCUUCAGCACCAGCACCAGCAGCACCAGCAGCAGCAGGACCAGCAGCAGCAGGACCCAGAGCUGAGAGACGUUUGUCGGCGAAAGACAAAGUACUCCACAGGAUGCAACAGUUCAAGAGAGCCAGUCCGCAGAGGAUGGUGCUCAAGGACAAGAGCCAGCCCACAAACCAUGAGAACGACAGUGCUCCUCCUCCUCCUCCACCUCUGACUCAAGGACAAGAUACUCCAGAGUCUUUCAGCUCAGGUCUCCACCCGGAGCCCCAGGAAAGCGAUGAGGCUCUGGCCCUGCGACUGCAGCAGGAGCUGGACAGGGAGGCAGCAGAGGCCCAGACGGUCGACCUGGAGGACGGAGGCCUUUUCUUCUGUCAGAUCUGCCAAAGAGAUCUCUCACAUAUGACACCUGAUGGGCGAACGCAGCAUCUCAACAGAUGUUUGGAUGAGAGUGAAAAGACCGCCCCAGCCCCCCCUCCUCCACCUCCUGGGGUCCCCGACUGUCCCAUCUGUGGCAAGAAGUUCAAGUCCCAGAAGAGUCGCUCGGCCCACCUCAAGCGCUGCUCCUCAGAAAUGGGCGUCGCUCCGGCUGUGCUGCUGCAAGCUCUGCAGAGACAAACUGAGGAGACCCAGAGUGUCCCCACUGCUAACACAGUCACACAGACUGGUGGCACUAAAAGAAAAGGCCCAUCCAAGCCGGGCCUCCCAGCCAAGAAGAAGCCCAGGAAGAAGACUCCACCCCUGGACGAAGAAACCAUGGUGGCCAUGGCUCUGUCCUCCUCUCUGCUGGAACAACAGCAGCAGAGCGACAGGGAGUCAGAGAUGUUACAAACUGCUGCCUUGCACAUCUCUUCGACUCCAGCGUUAAAGUGGAGGCCAGACGCAGGUAAGGGGCGUGGGAAGAGGAAAAAGGGCGCCGUCCCCCGUCCUCCUCCUCUCCUCCUCGUCCAGGACGCCGAGGUGGCACUGGCGAGGCUGCAGGAACGAGUUUCUGCUCUCCUCCUACGCAGCCGGGCCCCGUCUCCACCCACCCCGACCCGCUGCCCCAGCAGUCUGCCAGGCUGGAGCGGUGCUGCCCCCCUGUGGCAGAAGAGCGCACUGCUGGACGGAGCCAACACCUGUCUGUCUGAUUUCUACACCCCAGAGCUCAGAGAGUUCAUCACGCCUUGGGAGGCAGCGGCGACUGAUGCAACCACCUCCAGCACCGUCAACAAGCCUGAGUCUUCCUUCCGACCUGUGAGUGAAGGAACUCCUGUCACAGGGACCAGGGCCUCCACCCUGCCAUCCUCCUCCCAGACAGCCUCCUCUUCCCAGACGGCUCUCUCCACACCGGGGACAGGCCGGGCACUCCUGAUGGACCUGAUGGAGCUGGUCGAAGACGGCGCGACCCUCACCCAGUAUGGUCACACUGCUCCAGGCCCUGACACAGACAAAAGUGUCAGUCAGAACGCAAAUCUCCGUCUGAGCGGCUUCGUCCUGGAGGAGUCGGAGGAGCAGGCUGACUUCUGUGUGAGUGGCUUCCUACCAGAUACAACACACACACAUUCAGACGCUGCCCGCAGCCGAGAGAGGAGGACAACUGUUCAGGCAGGGGCGGAUAAAGACGGAAGCGGCCACCGAUCAGUGGCGCUGUCCAGACUUGCAUCAGACCUGAGCAGCAUGGUGAACAACCCUCAGCUCAGUGACCUGCAGCUCCAGGUGGACAGCGGAGAGGUCUACUUUGCUCAUUCCUUCAUGGUGUACACUCGAUGCCCCCUGCUGGCAGAAAUGGUUCAUGAAAGUGGUUUUGGGGUGCGGGAGGAAGGCAUGCCUGCGGCCCAGAGGGUGUUGAUGAAUGACGUCCCGGGACAGGCGGUGUUUGCUUUGCUGCGGUAUCUCUACACAGCUCGCUGCGCCAUCCCAGCAUCACUUCGUCCUCACGUGCUGGAACUGGCAUCCAGGUUUGACUUGCAGGAGCUACAGCAGCUUUGUGAGCUCCACCAAGAGGAUGCAGCGCCUCCAGGGGACGAGGAGGACUACAUAAACCAGGAGGAGAAUGUCAACAACCAAACAGACCAGGCCCUCAUGGUGCUGCUACGCUCCAUGUGGGGCGAGGAAGAUGAAGACGACGAGGGCACGGACACAGACGGAGGAAGGGACAAAGAGAGAGACUUGGAAGGAGAUCAUCAUGGCGACGACCUCGCAUCAGGCGACGGGGAGAUCAGUGAGGAGAAAGUGAAUGAGGAUGAGCUGGAGGAGAUUUAUGAGUUUGCUGCCACACAGAGAAAGAGGGAGGAGGAGAAGGACAGCAUGGAAGAGGAGGAAGAGGAGAGGGUAGAUGAGGAAGAAGAUGGAGAAGAAGUGUUCACAAAACUGACGGAACCCAGACAAAGCUCAGCAGGCUUCAGCAUAAAGAAAAAAUCUCAACUUGAGCCAGACCCCAGCCUGGACCGCAGCUACAGCCGCCUCUUCUCAGAAUCCUGGGGGGUCUACGAGGAAGAAGAGCCUUCCUCUUCACCUUCUACUUCCCACUCUGCUAAGGCACACACUUCUCAAUCCCAACAACACCAGUCUCCUCAUAAACCCUUAUCUGAACUGUCCGGCAGAACUUUGCUUCAGUCUUCAGCAAGCGUAGCUGGCGACCUUUCCCCCAGCCCUCCACCCAGUGCAUCCAACCUGCCUAUUCCAGGCCAGUCCCCUGGUGAAGCGGGUGACUGGGGUGGUGGUGGAGACAAGGGAACAGAUGCUUUGAAGCGGGAAAGCCAAGGUCCUUGUAGUAUCUGUGUCCCUUUUUCUCCUGAUUCGUCUCAGGAGAAGAAGGAACCUGAACUCAUCGUUUUAUCUGACUCAAGUGAGGAGAUGGAGGUAGUUCUUAGUUCCCGCAGUCCUUCACCAAAUUCCCCUUGCGUCGUCCAGAACUUGCAGAGCUACACCCAGAUCAAACCUCAGCCAGUCCUGAAACCUAAUGAACUUACCCACAAGGAUAAACAGUCUAGUAGUUUAGAGAUUAGUCCUCAUGAUUCAGCUGCAGCACCGGGUCAAAGUCGUCUAGAUGACCAGGAUCUUUUAGACUGUUCUCCAGAAGUGUCCUGGCUGAUCCCGUCCACACCGGUCCAGCCCAUAAGAAGCUCCACAACCAGCUCCACUCAGACCAAAAGCAGCAUGUGCAGGACGCAGCUGUUCCCUCGAGCCGACACUUCCUCACACUCAUCUUCUGCUUUCUCCUCUCCUGCUUUACCUCUCAACAACAGACUGCAGACGUCCAACAGUUCAACCAGAGCUUCUGCCUACGUUGCCCCAACACAGGGAAGUGUUCCCAAAUUAAAACUGGACGAGACCAGUAGCGCCAGCUUGGAUCUCAACCUUCCUUCUAAACGAACCACUAGUUGUGAUGUGAGUAAAGAUAGAGGAGUACUUGCAGCACCCCUGUGCCAACCUAAGCCCUCAACCAUGACUUCCUUACAGGAUACACCCCUCCAUGCCCAGCUGCAGCCUUACAGCAGCACUCCCCUCCACACAGAGCUCCAUAAGGCCCCCGUUCCUUUUGCCACCUCCCCUCUCCAUAGCAACCUCAAUAAGCAGAGAUCAACAAGUCAAGGAAAGCCAUCUGAAAGCCCGGAGAAGAGGCACAGCGGGUCCUCUAGUCAAAGCCGACGCUCUGUUGAGUCCAGCAGUCACAACAACACAGAUGAGCUCAAGAGCAAGGGGAUUAAAGAUGAGGAAGGAGAAGCAGAGACAGAGUGUGAAAAUAAAGGAGAGAAGGAAGAAGCAGAAACUGGAUUGGCAGAAACUGCUGAAUCCAGUUUACAGCAGAGCUUCAUGGACGAGCCCCCCAUAGCUUUCAACGACUCGUGGGGUUUCGACGCCUGUGCAGACGUAGAUGCGAACCCAGGCUGCUUCAGUCUGAGGCUGGAGGACAGCGGAGCUUCCAGCCAGCAAGGAGAGCGCAGCCUGGGACAACGAGAAACAGCCAGGUCACCCUCUUCUGUCGCCUGUCGACCUUCACCAUCCAAACACAGUGUCCAUUUACUAAACAGCCACAGCAGUGUGACUGCAUCCAAAGCUCACAGCACACAGCCGUCCAGCAGUGAACAGGCUCAUUCAGACCUUUCCUUUACUCCUUCACCACCUAACCCCACCACCCGGACCCCACCACCGAUCAGCAACAGCCUCCUGGAAUCCAAAGUGUGGGACAGCUGGGAGGAGGAAGAAGAGGAGGAGGCUCUUCCUCUAUCUCAGAGGGCGAAUCCUUCAGUUCAGCUCAAAACACCAGUGACAUCACACAAUAAAAGACGUCACACCCUGGUGCCCAUCACCCCACUGCCCCACUACUCUGACAUGGACACACCGGAGCUCAAGAACAAGCUCAACAGGUUUGGUGUUCGGCCUUUACCGAAGCGCCAGAUGAUCCUCAAACUGAAGGAGAUCCACCAGUACACCCACCAGCUGGUCAGCUCUGACUCUGAGGAUGAGGCGCCGUCAGCGGGCCGCACAGUUCGGACGAAGCAGCCGCCCACUGGUUCAGAGGCUCCUGACAACAGGCCGGUCUCCUGCACCCAGAGAGUGAAGUUUAAAGAGCCGAGAGCCCCCGCUGCCAUCUCCCCUCUGAAAGCCAACAGAGAGGAGGAAGCAGAGCUGCUGUCUGCCUCUCAGGGCUCCAACACCUCCUCAACUGCUGCCAGUGAAGAAUCUGAAAGGUCCAACCCAGAGCUGUGCCUCUCCUCCGACUCAGACAGUGACAGUGGUAUUUCUGCCUCCCAGUCAGCAAACCGCCUUCAGGAUCGCCUCCAGGCUGUGCGCUCUUUCAUCCUGUCUGACUCCACACUGUACAGUCAGAUCCUCCAGUACCAACCUCUGGUCUUGUCCCAGCUCCAGGAGCAACUCAAAGCAGCAGGGAUCCGCCUGGGUGCCGCCAAGCUGGCGGACUACCUGGACUCCCAGUGCAUCACCUUCACCACAGCCAAGCCGGGCCACUCCGCACCCAGCCGCAGGCGGGGCAGGAAGACAGGCAAGGGGGCAAAGGUCGCGGGUGGAAGCACAGCAGGCAGGAAAAAGGCUAUUACAGCUAUGAUUUAAAACUUUUUGAAUGCAAGGAAGGUUUGAGUAGAAACUGAGAGGUGGCAGGUUUUAUUGAAGUGCUUUUGUGUGACAAUAACUUGAAGCAGAAGAAGCCAUGAGAACAGCUGUUCUUGGACAACUGGUACCAGAAGGACUUUUACCAGUUUGUUUAAAACUGUGUAAAAAUACAAAUAUUUCCUCAGGAAAAGUUUUAUAAUUUAAGUUUGUUUGAAAUGUUGCAUUAUGAACCCAGUGUGAAAAUGUGAAAAUUAAAAAAUGGUAAAUGUUUCUAUGGUUCACUGUCGCAAAUGGUUCCUUAGCUUUGAUUCACUCUCGUCUCGCUAUGUAAAUUUCACACAAUUU
Messenger RNA from Epinephelus lanceolatus (giant grouper), 5907 nucleotides. RefSeq names its product SLX4 structure-specific endonuclease subunit homolog (S. cerevisiae) (gene slx4). Gene Ontology annotation, cellular component: Slx1-Slx4 complex; nucleus. Gene Ontology annotation, biological process: resolution of meiotic recombination intermediates; DNA replication; DNA repair. The record is from RefSeq and is a predicted model, not a curated record. Gene Ontology annotation, molecular function: protein binding. NCBI's taxonomy places the organism in Eukaryota, Metazoa, Chordata, Actinopteri, Perciformes, Serranidae.